Exophiala oligosperma is the source of this 1016-nucleotide messenger RNA. RefSeq lists its product as uncharacterized. NCBI's taxonomy places the organism in Eukaryota, Fungi, Ascomycota, Eurotiomycetes, Chaetothyriales, Herpotrichiellaceae. Gene Ontology annotation, cellular component: ribosome; mitochondrial large ribosomal subunit. Gene Ontology annotation, molecular function: structural constituent of ribosome; rRNA binding. The coding region runs from base 149 to 916 and encodes 255 amino acids. The record is from RefSeq and is a predicted model, not a curated record. Gene Ontology annotation, biological process: translation. The transcript is spliced from 3 exons.
GCAUUGAUGAGCUUGGAACUUACCUAGACGUUUCCUCGAGGGAUUUCAAAGAAUCAGAACAGGUCUCUUACAGAAACCCAACAUUAUGAGGUGAUUUCCGUCAUCUGAAACCUCAAUACCCCUCAGGCGAACCUCGAUCGCUUCCAACAUGCCUUGUACGAGCCUACACUCUCCUCUCCGACAGCUAGUUCGCGAUGCCGGACGGGCUCGAGAAAUUCCCUCUUUCCUCCUCCCGGCUGCCUCACAGCGGUGGCUCUCUCGACAAAAUGCGACACUCGCGGCUUCAGCCAGACAGUCACGGAUUGGUCGAACUCCCAUUACCGUCCCGCCCGAAGUCACGUUGAGAUUCUAUGAUUUGCCUCGAGGAAACACCAGGAGCAGGAAGCCAGAUACACCGGCUACAGCGCUUGAGGUCACUGGGCCUUUAGGACAAUUGACGGUCCCGCUCCCACCAUACCUCAAGACCGAGCACGAUGAAGUUUCGAAGAAGAUGAACGUCAAUGUCGCUGACGCCGCAGAAGCACACCAGCGGGCCAUGUGGGGGACGAUGCGCGCCCUGAUACAAAACACCAUCUCCGGCGUGUCUGAAGGGCACCCCUGUAUUCUCCGAUUAGUUGGAGUUGGAUAUCGUGCCACUAUCGAAGAUACGGCACUCACAAAGACACCAGAAUACCCGGGUCAGAAAUUUGUGAAUUUGAAGCUGGGUUAUGCACACCCUGUCGAGAUGCCAGUGCCCAUGGGGGUCAAGGCGAGUGUACCGCAGCCGACAAGAAUACUGCUGGAAGGUUGUGACAAGCAGGCCGUGAAGCAAUUUGCAGCUGAGAUCCGUCAGUGGCGCAAGCCAGAGCCAUACAAGGGCAAAGGCAUAUUUGUCAACGAUGAAACAAUACGGCUCAAGGCGAAGAAGAUCAAAUAAACUAGUCGGACCGAGUGGAGGGAGGAGGCUCACAGUGCCAGCCCGGAACUCUAUGUAUCAUUGUAUCAAUCUAUACGCCUUAGCACUUUCACAGUGGCCC